CUCUGCUUUUCCUCGGGCUUCUCGGCGGCGGAGGACGGAAACAUGUGCGCCAACAUGCCGCCGGACAGCUUGAACCUGGAGGCCCAGCUCCUGUCCAUCAUGGACGUGCUGGUGAAGGCGGCGGCGGCGGAGAUCAGCCAGCUAUUCUCUGAGAGCGCGGCGUCGCUCCGCAUGCUGCUCAGCCAGAGCCUGAAGGAGAACGAGGCGCUGCGGAUGAGGAUGAAGGUGACGCGGGGCGAGCUGUUCUCCCUCCGGCUGCAGACCCGGAGCAACCGGCCGGCCAGCCGCUUCUCCUCGGUACGGGGAACCGUCCCCAGACCCCGGUUCAAGCCUCACGUUGUCAUUAAGCCUCCGGUGCCUCAAAAAGCUGUUGGGGUCGCAGCCUCUGUUUCUCUACAGUCGGACAACAAGACUUCCUCUGGCACUCAAGUGCAGUGUGCAGAUGUGGAGAGUCCAGAUGUGAUUCUGAUUAAAGAUGAGGAUGACGUGGGAGGAUGUGGACCAGAUGUAGGUCAGGACGACUUCGGAGGCCAUCGUCCACAGGGAGGUGUCACCACAGGGACCCAGAAGUUAGACUCUGGUUCCUCCUGCCAAAAAAGUUAUAGUGAGGAGCUGAGAAUCGUGAGUGUUCUCAGCGGAGGAGAAUUGCCUCUGCAUGGCGAUAGUGACACCCUCUUCACUGCCUCUGAACUUCAGGCUUUCAGCUCCCUGUCUCCAGACCACAGCAUCACCCAUGACGGUCUCCUCAGCUUCACCACCGGUGCCAAUGAUGGCGCCCAACUGAGACUGAUGCAGGAUAACAGCGUUGGACUGGUGGAGGGGAACCAUUCCACUCAAGCAUUGACUUCUGCAAUAAAAACAACCAUAGUCGGAGCCGAUGGUCACGUGGGGCACCCGAGUCACAUCAGCCAGUUCUCCCAGCAGCAGAACAUCUUCUCCCACGGUGUCAGCAAAUCCCUGGACUGCAGCAUCUGUGGCGAGCGCUUCCUCAGCCGCGAAGACCUGAUGGUUCACCGGGCCAGUCACACCGGGGAGUCGCCCGUUGUCUGUACCUUGUGCAGCAAGUCUUUCGUCAACAAGACCACGCUGGGCAUCCACAUGCGCAUUCACACCGGGGAGAAGCCGUACGCGUGUCCGCAGUGCGGCAAGCGCUUCACGCAGAACGGCAGCCUGAAGAUCCACCUGAGGACUCACUCCGGAGAGAAGCCGUACACCUGCAACCAGUGCCCGGCCAGCUUCAACAACCCCAGCAACCUGCGCAGACACAUGAUCACACACAACACAGACGGGCUGCUGUGACCACGGCUGACGAGAACAUUUCAUAUCCUUCACCUUUUUUAGGCUUUCUUACUUUUACUGACACUUGUUUGUUUUGACAUGGGUCCAAUGUAUUUAACAACCUAUGAGCACUUUGUAUGUAUCUAUUGACUUCACGCCAAAACCGUUGUGUGUUGAAUAAUUAGACUUGCAUUUGUUUUGAACUCUAGGAAAAGUAGCAAUAGAAAAGUUCUAUAAUAAAAUAUAUUUUAAAAUUUU
Molecule: messenger RNA, 1536 nt
Organism: Limanda limanda (common dab)
Lineage: Eukaryota; Metazoa; Chordata; Actinopteri; Pleuronectiformes; Pleuronectidae
Product: zinc finger protein 45-like
Exons: 4
Coding region: 43-1299 (418 amino acids)
Biological process (GO): regulation of transcription by RNA polymerase II
Molecular function (GO): DNA-binding transcription factor activity; RNA polymerase II cis-regulatory region sequence-specific DNA binding
Source: RefSeq, a predicted model, not a curated record